AUGUCAUCAAAGUCAUCAUUUUUAGUUUUAGGAUCUGCUGCAGUCUUCUUUGCUCUUCUUACAUUAAUCUUCUUUGCUCUUCUUACUUUAUCAUGUGCAAUGUCAGAUGGUAACGGUAUGGAGACUGUUUGGAAGACAAAAACUGUCACGGUGAGAAAUGAUAUAGAUCCUAAAGUAGCUUUGAACAUCCAUUGUAGAUCAAGUGAAGAUGAUUUUGGAGAGCAUACACUAUAUUACAACCAAAUUUUCUUAUGGAAAUUUAAGGUUAAUUUUUGGGAGACAACUAAAUAUAAAUGCAAUUUAAGUUGGUAUGAUCCUAAUGUAAAAAAGGACCACAAAAAGGAGUUUUUUGCUUACAAAGCAAGAAGAGAUUGGAUGUACAAUUGCGAACAUGAUUGUAGAUGGAGCUUUCGUCAAGAUGGUGGCUAUUAUGGAGAUGGUUAUCUUACAAAGCAAUUUCCUCCUAAAAAGAUGUUUAAUUAUGAUGAAUGA
Messenger RNA from Papaver somniferum (opium poppy), 492 nucleotides. Its product is annotated as S-protein homolog 29-like. The record is from RefSeq and is a predicted model, not a curated record. NCBI's taxonomy places the organism in Eukaryota, Viridiplantae, Streptophyta, Magnoliopsida, Ranunculales, Papaveraceae. The transcript has a single exon. The coding region runs from base 1 to 492 and encodes 163 amino acids.